Molecule: messenger RNA, 1059 nt
Organism: Sporothrix brasiliensis 5110
Lineage: Eukaryota; Fungi; Ascomycota; Sordariomycetes; Ophiostomatales; Ophiostomataceae
Exons: 1
Coding region: 1-1059 (352 amino acids)
Source: RefSeq, a predicted model, not a curated record
AUGUUGAAUCAAGCCCUUUUCGUCACCCUCGUGGGCGUUGCCGUGCAGGCUGCCCAACAUGACGGAAUCUCCAUGGAACCUCCAAUCUUGCCACAGGUCAACAACCUGGUGUUCUCGGGCGCUGGUUGUUCGCAAGGAACGGCCAACGCAACCUGGAGCCCGGCCAGCUGGUCCGACUGGACCGUCAGUUUGCACGACUUGAAUCUUGAAGCCACUGGGAAACCCGGUCCAGGAGGACUGCCAUCCGAGUCAGACUGCACAAUCCAUGCCACAUUUUCAAACACCUCACCCGGUUGGCAGUUGGCCCUCGAGACAGUGUCCAUCCGCGGCUAUGCGGCGCUAAGCAGUGGGAGCUCCAUCUCGGCGGCGGCAAGCGUGUCAUGGGCAUCAACCGCUGGAGCUUCUGGAACUGGGCACAAAACGGCGGCACCUGCGCCAGCCGAGCGCAAUGUGUCGCUGACCAACAGCCGGACAAUGGACGAGGCAAGUGCAAUGGGAGCGCUGCUGGACUUUUCCAGCGUACCAGUGUGGUCGGGCUGCUCAGAUGGAGCCGAGCUCGGUAACCUGGCUCUCAGAUUCCGCUUCGGAGUGCAUGUUCAGACCAACUCGACAAACGGCUAUGCGGCCUUCGGCGGCCUCGUCGAUGACGGCCAUGGUGAGAUCUCUGCCCGGCCUGCCGUCGUUCAGCGUCUGCAGUGGGCGUGGCGUUCGUGCCAUGUCACCAUGGGCUCGACGACAUUCUUUCCAAAGCCCAAGACGACAACACAGGCGACUACCGUAUCGACAAACUCGACGGCAUGGACAACCGCGGCAUCUGCCAACACGACAGCCGCAACAACAACAGUAACGACAGAUGGAAAGGCCCCCCCAUUUGGCAACUCGACAACGGCGUUGCGGAGCCAUCCGACUCGGACGGCUACAACCAAGAGCAGUAGCUUUUCCUGGAUCACCUCGACGCAGACUGCCAGCAGCUGGCACAACACGACGACACCGCUCUGGACGAACGGCACAAGCACUGGCAGCACGUCUCGGGCAGCAUUGUUGCCGACACAGAGGUAG